Molecule: messenger RNA, 1007 nt
Organism: Acipenser ruthenus (sterlet)
Lineage: Eukaryota; Metazoa; Chordata; Actinopteri; Acipenseriformes; Acipenseridae
Product: density-regulated protein-like
Exons: 8
Coding region: 152-745 (197 amino acids)
Biological process (GO): translation reinitiation; formation of translation preinitiation complex
Molecular function (GO): mRNA binding; translation initiation factor activity
Source: RefSeq, a predicted model, not a curated record
UAGUGUUGAGUAUAUUUAUAUGUAUUUAAAAAAAAAAGAAAACAAAACAUUUAGAAAUAUUUAAAAAUGUUGACGUUUUCGGUUAGUAGUGUAUAAUGUAAUGGUUGUAUUUAAGGGAUAGGUACAACAAUUUCAAAGAUAAGAAAAUAACAUGGCUACUACUGAAAAUGCAGAAUCAGCUUCACCAGAGACCAAAGUGGAUCGCAGAAAAGCAAACUCUGACACAAAAUAUCCACUGAAAGUGCUCUACUGUGGAGUUUGCUCCUUGCCUACAGAGUACUGUGAAUACAUGCCUGAACCAGCAAAAUGCAGGCAGUGGUUAGAGAAGACUUUUCCAGAUGAAUUUGCAAAGCUAAGUGUUGGGAACUGUCCAAAACAAGAUGCUGGAGGUGGUGAACCCCCAGCAACUGGGGAGGAAGAAGAGAAGAAGAAGCAGAAGAGAGGAGGCAGAGGCCAAAUUAAACAGAAGAAGAAGACAGUACCCCAAAAAAUCACAAUAGCCAAAAUCCCAAGGGCAAAGAAGAAAUAUGUAACCCGAGUUUGUGGUCUUGCAACUUUUGAAAUUGACCUCAAAGAAGCGCAGAGGUUUUUCGCUCAGAAAUUCUCCUGUGGAGCCUCGGCAACAGCAGAAGAUGAAAUAAUCAUUCAGGGAGAUUUUACAGAUGAUAUUAUUGAUGUGAUUCAAGAGAAAUGGCCCGAGGUGGACGAUGACAGCAUUGAAGAUCUGGGAGAAGUAAAAAAGUGAUGUCUUGCUAUGAACUUUUAUUAAGGAACGCAAUGCAAAAAAACAAAGACCUGGCCAAACACACCCACCAAGAGGCAUUUUAUAUCUGUUUUAUUUACCCUAUAGAAAUUGUGGACUGGCCCCACUGUUGGCAUUUUCAUUUCUAUAUAGCUGCUUUUUUCUCUUGGUUGCCAAAGGUCUGAUAUCUUUGUGAAUUGUUCCAAAACACUGCACUAAAGCAAUCCUUUAGGUGAAUAAAUAGUACAUUUGGGUCUCCUUUGUU